Molecule: messenger RNA, 859 nt
Organism: Camponotus floridanus (Florida carpenter ant)
Lineage: Eukaryota; Metazoa; Arthropoda; Insecta; Hymenoptera; Formicidae
Gene: maf-S
Product: transcription factor MafG
Exons: 3
Coding region: 239-631 (130 amino acids)
Biological process (GO): regulation of transcription by RNA polymerase II
Cellular component (GO): nucleus
Molecular function (GO): RNA polymerase II cis-regulatory region sequence-specific DNA binding; DNA-binding transcription factor activity, RNA polymerase II-specific
Source: RefSeq, a predicted model, not a curated record
AAACGCUUCGAAGCAUCCAAAGCGUCUUCCCGACUGCCGAAUGCGAUCAUGGACGCCUGACGCCCACCAAACAUCCGAUUAUUCCUUAAUGGCGUUGUCAACGAGAACGGCGAAUAUGUUUCAGAGGUCUACGAGAAUGACUAAGCAUAUUUCUUGGGAAAGCGCAAAAGACGAGAGAAUUUCGUUUUCGAGAUUAUUUUAUUUCCGAACGUGAAAAACUACCGAAUCGGAAAUUACCAUGGAUGGAAAACGAUCGAUAAAAAUGGAUCCAUUGUCGCCUGGGCCAUGUUUGGAUAUUAGCGACGAUGAACUUGUUACGAUAUCGGUACGAGAUUUAAACAGGCAAUUAAAAUUACGCGGACUAUCUAGAGAGGAAAUUGUGCGUAUGAAACAGCGAAGGCGUACACUAAAGAAUAGAGGAUAUGCAGCAAGCUGUCGUAUAAAACGUAUCGAACAGAAAGAUGAAUUAGAAUCUGAAAAAACUCAAGAAUAUCGAGAUAUGGAAGCUAUGCAAGAGGAUAAUAAUCGUAUGAGAGAGGAGAUAGAGUCUUGGCAUUCAAAAUAUCAAGCGCUCAAGAAAUUUGCUCAAGAUAAGAAAAUUAUUAUUCCACCAGACUUGGAAACCAUGUAAAACUUAAAUGUUAUCGGUUAACUUUAUUAUUAAAAUUAGACUCGAUAAUGGACGUUGUUGUAUACAUGUAUGUUAAUUUCUAUUAAUUUUAAAAACUUUUAUUUAUGAAAAAGGAGGCUUUAGCACAUGUAAUUUUCAAUUUACUUAUUCAUUCGUUCAUUCAUUCAUAGAAAUAACGAGACAUGCAUAUUUUUCUUUGUAUAAAUACAAGAGAAUGUUUCUUUAUAC